AUGCCUCGAUCAGUCCACUCGUACUUUACCUCUGCUCCCACUGGGGAAGACCAAGACUCUGGCGAUCCAGACCGUCCUGGAGUCGCCUCUCGAACCGUUCCACCCUCCCCGACCGAUGUCAAACGAAGUCACAGCCUUCUUGCCGAAUCCCACACCCGUUAUGAAUCCUUGGAACCGCCGUUGGAAGUGGGGGAGACCACCAGCCUUCUCGGCAAGACUCAGGAGAACCGCCGCGGCAUACCACGACGCUCAUAUACGAAUCUAUCGUCCGGCUCAGGGUCGGAGGUUCCUUUCCGACACUCGCUGCUGGCCGGGAGCCUGCGUCGAUCGCGACAUCAUAGUCGCACGAAUUCCCAGACACUGCGGUUUAGUCGACGGAGUAGUAUAGAUGCCGACCAAGUGGAUAGCCUACCAGCGUCGACCAAAGACGGUAUGACCGCUUCGUUCCUGGAUGAACGGAUGUGGUACGACCAGUUUACCUCCACCGAUUGGGUCCAUGACAGUAUCGCCGACGGUGCUCGUCUCCGGGAGCUGCGCAAACGGAAAGAUGUUCGGGGUCGCCUCCUUGCCUGGUUUGAUGGCGCCCAGGGCUGGAUCCUGGUUGCCGUGAUCGGCUGCAUCACUGCCGCCAUCGCUUACUUUGUGGAUGUCACGGAGGGUUUGGUGUUUGACCUGAAAGAGGGCUUCUGCACCACCAAAUGGUUCCACAAUCGAGAGAGCUGCUGCGUGGAAGACGGAUAUUGUCCCGCAUGGCGGUCGUGGUCGCAGAUCAUGAGACCAGUGGGGACUGGCAAUCAGUGGAUCGAUUUCGCCAUGUUUGUGGCCUGGGUGCUGUUUCUCUCGAUAGUUUCCUGCUUUCUGACCUUACUCACAAAGACGGUGGUUCCGUCGUCUAUCUCGUUGACGACGCUGGAUGAGAACCUGGGUGCCGCUUCAUCACGGAGCCCGAGGCCCUAUGCCGAUGCGGACGACUCCCCCGAACAUGAGGGCAGCCCUCAACCCUAUGUGCCCAUCCGCACCCAGCGUGACAUGGUGUACUAUGCUGCUGCCGGGAGCGGCGUAGCCGAGGUCAAGGUCAUCAACAGUGGGUUUGUCUUGCACGGGUACUUGGGGUUCAAAACAUUGGCCAUCAAGACGAUUGCGUUGGUUUUCAGCGUCUCCUCCGGCCUGAGCCUCGGCAAGGAAGGUCCGUACGUCCACAUUGCGACGUGCGUGGGGAACAUCUGCUGUCGGCUCUUCGCCAAGUACAAUCACAACGACGGGAAACGACGAGAGGUGUUGAGCGCUAGUGCUGCCAGUGGUGUUGCCGUGGCCUUUGGAGCACCGAUCGGCGGGGUUCUCUUCAGCUUGGAGGAAGUGAGCUACUACUUCCCCCCCAAGACCUUGUUCCGGACUUUCUUCUGCUGUAUUGCCGCAGCCCUGUCUCUGAAGUUCCUGAACCCUUAUGGCACCGGCAAGAUCGUUCUGUUCGAGGUGCGAUACGUUGUCGACUGGGAAUUCUUUGAACUGGCCAUCUUCAGCCUGCUUGGCAUGCUAGGAGGGGCGCUGGGCGCCCUCUUCAUCAAGGUAUCCAGUCUAUGGGCACAGUCCUUCCGACGUAUCCCGAUCAUCAAGCGCUGGCCCAUGCUGGAGGUGAUCCUCGUGGCGCUGCUCACCGGGCUGGUCAGUUUCUGGAACCGGUAUACCAAGCUGCCGGUCUCGGAACUGCUGUUCGAGCUGGCCAGCCCCUGUGAACGCAAGUCCUCGUCGCCCACGGGGAUGUGCCCCGGCGAAGAUGGGAUUGGUGAAAUCGUCCAAUAUCUUCUCAUCGCCUUUGUCAUCAAAAGCCUCCUCACAGUGGUGACGUUUGGUAUCAAAGUGCCGGCCGGCAUCUACGUCCCAUCCAUGGUUGUUGGCGGUCUUCUGGGCCGCAUCGUGGGCCAUGUGGUCCAGUACCUGGUCCUGAAGUACCCCGAGUUUUUCUUGUUCGGAUCCUCCUGUUCUGCUGUUUUUGGCAUGGAGUCCUGCGUGGUCCCCGGUGUAUAUGCCAUGGUCGCUGCGGGAGCCACGAUGUGCGGCGUCACGCGAUUGUCGGUUACACUGGCCGUCAUCCUGUUUGAACUCACCGGCAGCCUGGACCAUGUGCUUCCUUUUUCGUUGGCGGUGCUCUGCGCCAAAUGGACCGCCGACGCUAUCGAGCCGAGAAGCAUCUACGAUCUGCUAACCGAUAUGAAUGCGUAUCCGUUCCUGGACAACAAACUCCAGAUUGCCUCCGAUGCUGCUCUAGGAGACAUCGUUCGGCCGGUGCGCAAGAGCCGGGUCAUCGACAUCUCAGACUCGCCGUUUGUGCCAGCGAGGGAGCUGCGGUCCAAGUUGCAGAACCUGCUGGUCGCGGGUGAGCUAGACAGCGGCCUCCCGAUAUUGCGGCACAACGUAUUGUCGGGGCUGAUUCCGGCACCGGAGCUUGAAUAUGCGCUUGAUAGUCUUGAGGAUGAGGAGAACACGCUAUGUCUCAUGGCACUGGACACGACAUCGACAUUAUCCGAUAGUGAUGGUAGCCACGCGUCUGAUCGAGUGGAUUUCGGCCAAUACAUUGAUCCAGCUCCUAUCUCUCUUGAUAUCCAUUCCCCCAUCGACCUUGUCUACCAGUGCUUUGCCAAACUUGGCCUGCGCUAUCUCUGUGUGCUCCAGAAUGGACAGUACGCGGGGUUGGUGCACAAGAAAGCAUUUGUGAAAUUUAUGAAAGAGAACGAGUAA
This is a messenger RNA of Aspergillus tanneri, 2736 nucleotides long. RefSeq names its product chloride channel protein. The record is from RefSeq and is a predicted model, not a curated record. Gene Ontology annotation, molecular function: voltage-gated chloride channel activity. Bases 1 to 2736 code for a protein of 911 amino acids. Gene Ontology annotation, cellular component: membrane; early endosome; Golgi apparatus. Lineage: Eukaryota; Fungi; Ascomycota; Eurotiomycetes; Eurotiales; Aspergillaceae. Gene Ontology annotation, biological process: transmembrane transport; chloride transport. The transcript is spliced from 3 exons.